This is a messenger RNA of Gymnogyps californianus (California condor), 1008 nucleotides long. It is a transcript of the gene CRTAC1, whose product is annotated as cartilage acidic protein 1. The record is from RefSeq and is a predicted model, not a curated record. The annotation marks the transcript as partial. Lineage: Eukaryota; Metazoa; Chordata; Aves; Accipitriformes; Cathartidae. The transcript has 7 exons. Gene Ontology annotation, biological process: axonal fasciculation.
AUGCGCUCCCGCCGCCGCGGGGGCGGCGGGCAGCCCCCCUGGCCCGUGCCCAGGAUGCUGGCACUGUGCCUGCUGUCCCUGGCGUGGCUCAGCGAGGGCUCUCAGCGCAGCGAGCCCAUGUUCGCAGCCGUCACCCACCGCCUCCUCCCGCCCGACUACGACAGUAACCCCACGCAGCUCAACUAUGGCGUGGCCGUCACCGACCUGGAUGCCGAUGGUGACUUCGAGAUCGUGGUAGCAGGGUACAAUGGCCCCAACCUGGUGCUCAAGUACGACAAGGCACGGGGGCGGCUGGUGAACGUGGCAGAGGACGAGCGGAACUCCCCAUACUACGCACUGCGGGACCGGCAGGGCAACGCCAUCGGCGUGACGGCCUGCGACAUCGACGGGGAUGGCCGCGAGGAGAUCUACUUCCUCAACACCAACAACGCCUUCUCUGGCAUGGCCACCUACACGGACAAGCUCUUCAAGCUCCGCAACGGGCGCUGGGAGGACCUCCUGAGCGACGAGGUGAACCGGGAUGUGGCUAGCCGCUUUGCCGGGCGCUCUGUUGCCUGCGUGGACCGGAAGGGCUCCGGCAGGUACUCCAUCUACAUCGCCAACUACGCCAGUGGCAACGUGGGCCCCCAUGCCCUGAUCGAGAUGGACGUGGCUGCCAGUGACCCUGCCCGCGGCGUCGUGGUGCUGGUGGAUGUGGCCGCCCAGGCUGGCGUCAACAAGUACACAGGGGGCCGUGGGGUUGCUGUGGGCCCCAUCCUGAGCGACAGCGCCUCUGACAUAUUCUGCGGUAAUGAGAAUAGCCCCAAUUUCCUCUUCCACAACUUGGGCAACGGGACGUACCAGGACGUGGCGGCUGCUGUGGGGCUGGAUGACCCUUACCAGCACGGACGUGGUGUGGCGCUGGCUGACUUCAACCGCGAUGGCCGGGUGGACAUAGUCUAUGGCAACUGGAACGGGCCACACCGCCUCUACCUGCAGAGUGGGGCCCCCGGGCGUGUCCGAUUCCGG